GAAUAGGAAGGAAUAAGAUCUUCAGAAACAGUACAACAACAAUAGUCGGUGUACUGCAGUGCAGCAUUUCUUUAUCCUUUCCGAAUUGUUCAUACACAAACACAUAUUGGUUAUAACUGAUGCAACGAUGGAUGAUAUAGGGGAUUCAGAGUUGUUAGCACUGCGUCAGGCUGCUCUUGCUACUAUUGGGAUUAAAAAAUCGAAAGUUGAAGGUGAUGAAUUGUUCAACAAACUACAGCCACCCAAAAGCAGCAACCUUAUUAAUUUAACUCCAGAUCCUAAUACUGCUGCUGAAGAAGAAAUUCAAAAUAUAAUAUGUUCGAAUGAGAGUAAUGAUGACCAAGAUUCAAACAGUGAAGAAUCUGGGAGUGACUGUUCCAGUUCCAGUAGUAACAGCAGAAGAUCUUCUGAAGAAGUUUCUAAAACUGAGGAAGAUGAUAUUUUAAAUGCCAUUGAUCAAUUUCUGGAUGGUGGUAAUGAAACUUCAAAUAAAAAGCUACAAAAUAAGAAUAAAACAAAGAAAACUAUUAAACAAAGGAAAAAAAAGGAUAAAGUUAAAGCCAGAGAAGAGUUGCAAAACAAGAAGAAAUUGGAUUCAACAAAUCCCAAAUGCGAUGGUAACAUAGAAGAGAAAGAUUCAUUUCACAGAGAAAAAAAAUUGGAAAGUACAAUGGAGAACAAUAAUAUAAAACCGAGAGAAGAGAACUGCUCAAAGUAUAAGCAGACAGCUAAUGUUGAAGAUGACAAGGACAGUGUUCAUUCAUCAGAUCUCAGUUUCCUUACAGAUUCCGAUAAUGAGGAAAGAACUUCAACAUCAACUUCUGGAAAAGAUUUUGAGACAAAUCGACCAGAAGUCACAUCCAGUCCUACAAACAAAGUAUGUCACCUCACAAGACCCAGAUCACGCUCACCACAGAAGCAUAGGAACUUGCAUAAAAAGAGAAACACUCCUGAAAAGUUUCCUGAUCUGAGAGAAAAGUUAAAAAGGCGAGGUCGUAACAAACAUUCAAAUGAUCGUGUUGGUAAUGGAAACAUUUAUGUAAAAGCAAGUUUAUUAGAAGAAUCUUCUACAAGCAUUUCAAACACACAACCAUCGUUGGGUGUUCAACUUAAUAAGGAUACACCUGGAAGGAUUAUUGUUACAAGAGAUGUUCUUGGUUGUUCAUCUUCAGUUCAUCUAAAGAAAAAAGAACGUGAAGGGUUUGUUAAUAAACCAGCCACACAAGGAAAGAUACGAAGCAGCGUAUCAUCGAAGAGAAACAAAGGCCGUACUAACCGGAGUGUUGUCCAAUUUGCUCCAAACUCAACAAUUACAGAGAAAAGACAGAUUAUCGAGAAUUUGUCUCAAAAAUCUUCCACCACCAAUGAUGAUUGUAUGGAAGAGACAGCGUUUUCAGACAUGAGUGAUCAAGAUUUCAAUGAUUUUGAAAUUGCUGAAGAAGUCAGUGAUAUGGAAAGUAUAAAAGAAGAAAAUGAAAAAUUGGACCCAGAGGUAACACAACCGGAACCUCGCCGCUUUGUUACAACCAUCAAAUCUACACACAAUGGUCUAAAAAUUAGUAAAAACGUUUUGAGAUCAAAAGGACCUGUUAAAGACCGUCUUGGGUUACCAAUGCCAGAACAAUCUUUUGAAACAAAUACAUUGCCUGAUCUUUAUUCUGUCAAAACUGAUGCAAACAACACAUUUACAAAAAAAUCCAGUUCUAAAAAGAGGAAAGGAGACCACAACACCAUGAAUGCUGCCAACCGAGAACAUUGCAGUGAAGGAAAGAUGAUAAUUAUGUCGCAUGUGGGAUGGGAUAGAGAAAAGAGUAAAACAGAUGAUGUUUCAAUAAAAAAUCAAAGAAGUUCAGUUAUAGUGAAGUCUUCGGAAGAAAGUUCGCCCCCAUUACUGAAAUCGACUUCAAUGAAAUCACGCCUUGGUAAUGUAACGCACAAAAAUCGGACUACUUUUGAAAAUAAAAAAAGAAAAGGCUCUUUUCGCGAUGAGCAAGAAGUUGAUGCUCGCAUCCGAAGAAUAAAUCAACAAAAUAAGGCAAUUUUACAGCGAAGGCAACUUGUGGAGAUGGAGGAAAAACGUUGGAGAAUUGGAACAACGUGAUAAAAAAAUUAUUCAAUUUAAGUUUAAAUUAACAAUUUACAGUAUUCAACUAUUAGUUGUUUUAUUGUUAGUCUUAUAGUGCUACUGCCUCUCAUGAUAAAAACUGGGCGAAAGUGCUUUAAAGCCAGGUUUAUUAUUGCUAUCGAUAAUUUUUAUGAUAAUAAACAAAGAGUCUGUUUUUUUUAUGUUUGGUAAAGAAACACUGCUGUAUGGCAAAGGCGGUUACUGUUGUUAAAUACCGUAUUACAAUUCGGUUCUGAACGCA
Molecule: messenger RNA, 2366 nt
Organism: Ciona intestinalis (vase tunicate)
Lineage: Eukaryota; Metazoa; Chordata; Ascidiacea; Phlebobranchia; Cionidae
Source: RefSeq, a predicted model, not a curated record